ACGUGAUCCGGAGCAACUCUCUAAGCUUGCGGAAGCCGCUCAGCGGUCCCGGGCACCGGGAUGGUGCGUUUGUACAACCUGCACCCGUUUGGGUCGCAGCAGGUUGUCCCCUGUCAGCGGGAGCCCGAGCAGUUCUGCUGCGGCGGGAGCGACGCGCUGUUCGUGGCUUCCGGCUGCAAGGUGGAGGCGUUUGCUGUUCAGGGCGCAGAGCUAUGCCGGCAGCGAUGCACCUUCUCCACGCUAGGCAGGGUUCUGCGCAUGGCCUACAGCGAAGCCGGAGACUAUCUGGUAGCCAUUGAAGAGAAAAACAAAACUGUAUUCCUGCGUGCUUACGUGAAUUGGAGGAGUAAGAGGAGCGACAACUCUCGUGUGUGCAUUCGAAUGGUUGGGCACAAAGUGGAGGCAUCCUUCUGUGAAAGCUUUAGAGACCAGAUGUCUAUAAUUGAAAUGCCAAUGUCCGAGGCCCCUUUGUGCAUUUCAUGUUGUCCUGUGAAAGGAGAUCUACUUGUUGGAUGUACAAAGAAGUUAGUCUUAUUUACUUUGAAGUAUGAUGUCGUUAAUGAGGAAUUCUCAAUGUUGAACUUUGAACGUUCAUUAAUUAUACACAUAAAUAAUAUCACUCCUGUUGAAAUCUCUUUUUGUGUUGGAUAUGUUGCUGUCAUGGCUGAUUUAGAAGUCUUACUCCUAAAACUGGAGUCAGACCCUAUACAUGGAGAGGGAGUUAACCACCACCCACAAGAAAGCAUCAACCCAUUGGAACAGACAGAAGAUGUCAGUAAUGAAACUUCACAGCUUGAGUCAGAGGAUUUUGUUAUCUGCCUAAAACCUUUGGAACUUUUUGGUGAAAAAUGUAAACAGUCUGGAAUAUCUGUUAAGCUGGAGUCCACAGGAUUAGAAGAUGAAAAAGUAAAAUAUUUACAUGUUCAGCAUCUGCUGUAUAGACGGUUUGCUCCAGAUAUUUCAUUCUAUGGCUUGUCUGAUAACAUCAAGUUACAUUCCCUUCAACUGCUGCCCAUUCACCAAACUGGUUUUCAUCCUGAUGAAAAAGAUUUGUCUCAGAAAAAAGAGGUGCCAAGUCUCUUCUGUUUCUUCUCAUUACCCCAUGCGGGCUACCUGUACAUGGUGGUGAAGUCUGUUAAGUUAAUGUCAGUCUAUUGGUAUCCUGAGAAGUCUCAGCAAGCUGUGCUCACACCACAAUUCUUGCAUGUCAUCACAAGCCAAAGCCUGCAGUGUUUCACGGUACGAUGCAGCGCAGCGGUGGCUCAUGAGGAGGACCUAUACAUGGACACUACACUAAAGGCCUGCCCACCUGUCAGUAUGGACGUCUGUGCUCUAAGGAUACAGCUCUUCAUAGGUUUGAAAGCCAUCUGUCAUUUUAAAAACCACAUCAUACUUCUGACGAAGGCAGAGCCUGAGGACAUUCCAGAGAGACUCGAGUCACCCAAGAGACUUCUUUCUAGAAAAGAUGCCAGUGUUAAGAGCAGGAUCCCUCACGUAGCUGAGGCUGGAUGGAAUCUGUAUAUCGUGAAUACCACUGCACCGGUUCAGCUAUACAAAGAAAUGGUAGACUACAGUAACAGCUACAAGACUGUGAAAACCGAGAGCUGUCUCCACUUGCUCAGCGAGGCUCAUCUGCUAGUGAGAGCUGCCCUGAUGGAUGUCAGUCAGCUAGAGCCUGCAGAGACAGCAGAGCUCCUGGAAGCUUUCAAAGAAAGCUGCGGGCACCUUGGAGACUGUUACAGCAGGCUUAACACCGAGCAAGCCCAUCUCGCCUUGCCAUACUAUAAGAUGUCUGGUUUGUCUCUGGCUGAAGUCUUGGCUCGUGUGGAAUGGACAGAAGGGAAUGAAUCACAGAAAUAUGAGAGAGGAUUAAUAUUUUAUAUUAAUCAUUCUCUUUAUGAGAACCUGGAUGAAGAAUUAAGUGAAGAAUUAGCCGGAAAAGUGGCUCAGAUAUUUCAUGUGGCUGAGCCAAAGCAACUGCCUCAUGUUCUCUCCAGUCCGUCUAUGAAGAAUAUUGAUCCUUUAAUUGCCUUGCAGUACUUAAGGAAGCUGGAUACCUGUGGGGCUUCACCAGUCUUAGUGACCUUGACCAAGGCUGCAGUGGCCUUGAAAAUGGGAAAUCUUGACAUGUACAGGAAUGAAAUGAAAAGCCAUUCAGAGAUGCAGCUGGUGUAUGGCUUCAUUCUGGAACCUCGGCUGUUAAUUCAACAGUGGAAAGGACAGAUUGUUCCUACUGAACUUGCAAUUGACUUGAAGGAAACUCAGCCUGGAUUGCUUGUGGCUUCAGUCCUGGGCUUACAGAAGAAUGGUAAAGUUGGAAUCGAAGAAGCAGAUUCUUUCUUUAAGGUGCUGUGUGGAAAGGAUGAAGACACAGUUCCGCAGCUUUUGGUAGACUUCUGGGAAGCUCAGCUCGUAGCGUGUCUCCCAGAUGUGGUUCUUGAGGAACUCUUUUUCAAGCUCAUAUCUCAGUACGUCUGGAGGUUAUCUAAGAGGCACUGUCCUGAUACCUUACCAUUGAGAACAGCAGAGGAUUUGAUAAACGCCUGCAGUCAUUAUGGCCUUGUAUAUCCGUGGGUUCAUGUCUUAAUGACGUCUGAUUCCUUAGCUGAUAAAAAUUACACAGAAGACCUUUUGAAACUACAGUCUCUCAUAUGUAGCCCUUCAUUGGACAUAGUUUCCGUUAUUCCAUAUCUGGAGCCACUCUCAGAAGACACUGUUGCUGGCCUCAGCGCUCGUGUUCUAUGUCAUACACGCUUACAAGAGUAUGAAAAGUGCAUAGACACAUUGCUAGAGAGAUGCCCAGAGGCGGUCAUUGCAUAUGCUAACCGGGAACUGAAGGAAGACCACUGGAUUCUGUGGUGGAAAAAGCUACUGCCUGAACUCUGUCACAGAGUCAAGUGUGGAGGAGAAAGAUACCCCCUUCACCUGUCAUUGCUGAAAGGUAAAAUAAUUUUUUCUAUUUUGGAUGACUGAACUUUACUUGCAAUU
Messenger RNA from Rattus rattus (black rat), 2988 nucleotides. It is a transcript of the gene Hps3, whose product is annotated as HPS3 biogenesis of lysosomal organelles complex 2 subunit 1. Gene Ontology annotation, biological process: organelle organization. Gene Ontology annotation, cellular component: cytoplasm. The transcript has 16 exons. Bases 61 to 2973 code for a protein of 970 amino acids. Lineage: Eukaryota; Metazoa; Chordata; Mammalia; Rodentia; Muridae. The record is from RefSeq and is a predicted model, not a curated record.